Messenger RNA from Lolium rigidum, 2714 nucleotides. RefSeq names its product ubiquitin carboxyl-terminal hydrolase 45-like. Gene Ontology annotation, molecular function: cysteine-type endopeptidase activity; cysteine-type deubiquitinase activity. The record is from RefSeq and is a predicted model, not a curated record. Gene Ontology annotation, cellular component: nucleus; cytosol. The transcript has 3 exons. Bases 1 to 2433 code for a protein of 810 amino acids. NCBI's taxonomy places the organism in Eukaryota, Viridiplantae, Streptophyta, Magnoliopsida, Poales, Poaceae. Gene Ontology annotation, biological process: protein deubiquitination.
AUGGGGCAGGAGAAGAGGAAGACGACAUCGCCAUCGGCGGAGGACGAGAACCCGCACAAAUCGCCGCGGCUGGACGCUGCAUCUGCGGUCGAGGCGCCGCCGGAGUUGGGCCAUCCGCCAUCGCCAGAGGAUGGGGAGUCGACAACGGGCGACGACAGCACCUACGACAUCGGAUCGUGCCAGCACUUAUUCAGCGACAGCGAGCAGCUGGGUGAGAUGGCGCGCCGUCUCAAGGCCGCCGCCCGCAAGCCCCCUGCCUGCGAGCAUGACUCGUGCAGUGGAGCUGCUGGGAUGAUGAUGGCGUGCACGGAGUGCCCCUACACUUUCUGCGCUGGGGAGAAGGGCGACAGGGAGAAUCCGCAGGGACACGCCGCCUGGCAUGCCGCCAGUGACCAGCAUUGGGUUGCUCUGUGGUGCGAUGAGCCGUCCAAGGGCUACUGCUUCCAGUGUGGACUCACCCUGGUGCUCGGUCAGAACAAGGUGAACGAAGAUGAUUAUCCAGUGGUGCCCAGAACUAACAAGGAUGAGCGGGAAAUGGUAGCCAGCUAUGUAGAGGAUUUUUUGGCAAGGUUCCGCAGAAGUAUAACGGUUGAUUGGGAAGGGAUGCUCAGCAGUGUAAAGGUUGAUUGGGAAAGGGUGCGCAGUGAUGCGAUUAAUCGGUGGGGAGUAAUUAGUGCACUGGAUUGCUGGGAAAUGGUGGCCGGUGAUGAUCAUGUUAUCAAAAGGAUGCCGAAUCUUGGGAAGACAUGCUACAUGAAUGAAUCGUUGCAGUGCCUCCUUGCGCUUGGUAAGCUGAGGACAAUGAUCUUAAGUCCGGAUGCUCGGUUGGGGGACACUGGCCUGCACCUCAAGGAGUUGUUUGUGGAGACAAGCAGUGGAAAUAAUGCCACACACAUGCUGGACCCAAAGAUGAUAUUGGAAGAUAUGUGGUCGCUUUAUCCCAAGAUAUUCAAGCCCAAUGAUGUGUGCGACAGCCAUGAGUUCCUUUCAUCCUUGUGCAAUGCUUUGGAUAGUGAGGUGGAGCAGCUAAACAAGUUGCAUAUCGUGCAAGGGGGUGAUGAUGCACUGUUCCCUACAUUUGGCAAUUCCAUUUUCAGGUGCGAGCUGCUUCAGACCAUUUCCUGCAAAAGUUGCUCACAUGAUGAAGUUACGCAUCACGCAGUCCAUGGCCUCCAACUGUCAGUGCCAUCAAAGGACUCUCCAGCCAGAAUCAAGCCUUCGCAAGUUGAUUCUACUGAAGUGAAGGAUACUAUACGUGGUUGUCUGGAUACUGAGAAGAAUCAUGUACCAACAGGGGCCGUUGAAGUGCCAAUAAAACCUUUCGAUUUCAUUACUAUGUUGCUUGGUUGUGACUUUGAUGAAAUGGAGGAAUCAACAGAAGAUUCUCACAAUACAGAAGAUAUGUUGCUUGGUUGUGACUUUGAUGAAAUGGAGGAAUCAACAGAAGAUUCUCACUAUACAGAAGAUAAGGAGAAAGCUCAGAGCAGUGAUAUUGUUCAUGAUUUGUCAGAACAUUUGAACUCUCCUGCCUCGAUUGAGGACUGCCUGAGACUGUUUUCGCAUGUCCUGACGAAUUGUAAGAACUGUUCCAAGGUUGCUGCUCACCUGCCAGAAACCAAUGGAAGUAAAAAUGUUGAACCAAUCAUGGCAAGUACCAAUCUAAAUACAACUGUUGAUGGAGAUCAGACUGAACUGUCAGACAGGGAAACAUCCCCAAGGGAGCGAUCUAGUGACUUAAGAAGCUUAUCUGUAGAAUCUCCAAGUUGGCAACCAUAUCGUUCAGAUUCACAUCAUCUAGUUUUACUCUCUGAGGGCAUGACUUCUGAAGAAAUCACUUCAGGGAAGUGCUGUGGUGAAACUGACUUGGCCUCUUGCAGCACAGCCAAUGAAAAAGCUGAAAGUCACGAAAGUGUUAAAGAAGCUUCACCUAGUUGCCUUACAACUGAUGAACAGACUGACCUGCUGAGUGCUCAGGAUAUUCAGGAUAACAGCACUCAAAAACAGGACAGUGGAAAGCAAGUGGUGGAACAACAAAAUAACCAGACAGAUGGUAUUAGUGGUGCAACUCAAACACAAUUGAUUAGCAAGCUGCCACCUGUACUAACCAUUCAACUGCAGAGAUAUGCGCCUGAUCGUUCUAAAUUGAGUGAGCGUGUGAGCUUUAAGGAGAUUCUUCAUCUAGGACCAUUCAUGGACCCCAGUUCUGAGGACAAAGAAAACUCCAGCUAUCGUCUAGUUGGUGUCAUUGAGCACCGUGGCCUCUGCUUGAACAGUGGACAUUACAUUGCUUAUGUUAGGGCAAGUCGCAAGCAGCAGGGCAGUGGCCCUUCCUCUUGGGUUUUUGUAAGCGAUUCCAUCAUCCAAAGAGUCACUCUAGAAGAAGUUCGCAGGUGCGACCCAUACAUUCUUUUCUAUGAGAGGAUAGAUGACUGAGGCAUUGUACCCACUAGCUAUCCAAAUGAUGGAUGGGCAAUGAGAAAGGAUGCAGAGGUUUGAGAUUAGCAAGCAUGACCACGUGUACAUACUUAAUAACAUAGGGACAUAGAAUCGUGUGAUGUUCAAUUUUGUUGCUUCGGCCGAGUCUGCGGUAGUUGCACUUGGUGCAGCAUAUAGUGGGUACUCUGCUGGAGAUAAUUCAGCUAGUGUUGCUGGCCAGGUGAUAUUGGUAACACUCAUUCGUUACCAUUUUUGUUGUGGUCUAUGAGAAAUUUUGU